GUUUACUGCUUUGUGUUGGUCUCAAUUAAACCCAAAUAAAAUGUGCUAUGUUUUUAAAUCUUACCUAACAAAAUGUGAAUCUCAGAGAAUUGUUAAUACUAUUGAAAGAUAUGAUACUUGUAAUAUUCUUCUCCCACUGCACACAGCCAUUGCAGCCAAUUAAACUGAACUCGUGUUUUAUUGAACUGAACACGAAUAAAACUCGUGUUCAGGUUUAUUGGCUGCAUGGUGUAGAUGGAGAUAAAAAAUGGAACUGUAAUCUGACCUGAAUGAAAAACAGCUACUAUCAUAUUAUAUUUGUUAUACAAAAAGUUUUUAUGCAUCUAGAAAUACUUCUGUAUCUGGAGAUACAUUUUUGAACAGCAUUUAAUGCAGCCUAUUCAUUAUGAAAACAUAAAUUUGAUCAAGUUCUAAAAUAUGUGCGUUAGAUAUAGAAUAAUUCAGUCUCAGUUUUAUUCAAAUUGCACUGAAAAAGACGGGAAACAUUUGUAGCUUAGGAUAAGUGAACGUUUGAGGGACCGAAAACAGGAAGUAAUGAUUCUUACAACAACCUGCCAUUUUAUGCAUAGUCCGAAAGGUGGCAGUAAUGAAUUCAGUUCAUCUGUAAAUAACUAGUCGAAGAAGAAAUUCCAACCAAAACAGUCUGUGCCGUUUUUCAUUUGAAAAUGCUUUGCUCUUUGAAAAAAAAUCCAGGAGAAAAUAAGUAUCUCCAUGUUUUUGUUUGUUACUUUCCUAUUUCUUGCGUUUCUUUCUAACACAGUUUCCCAAAUUCUUUUAAAUCAGCCUCCAUGUAUGCUAAGGAGUUAGCUAAAUGUUAGCUAACUUAUCAAUUCUUUUCUCCGGGUUGAACUGAUGUCUAUCCGGCGGGUUCUGGUGGGUUGUACGGUGUUGUCUCUACAAGAUGCCUGUGUGUUUUAUCCCUGCUGCAAAGGCUGCUUCUCCCGGAUCGAUUCUGAACAGAGAGACACCUUAAGGUAUAGGUGCUCCAGGUGUGAUUACAGGUGUCUGAAGGAUCAGGUGGAGUACAGAUACCGUCUCUCACUGCGAGUGGUCCGGGAUACAUCCACAUUUGGUGUAACAGUGUUUGGAAAUAGUUUGAACUCCUUUUUUGGCAUCCAUGCAAGUGGGUUACAGAGGUUAGCUGAAAAUUCGGAGGGACCAAUUGGACCAUCAGCAAGAUCCACAUUGUUGGCAACAGCAGUUGAAGACUGUUUCCUCGGUAGAUACUUCAUCUUUGGUAUAAAGGUGAGCGGAACAGAACGGGAACCAUGGCUUGAAGAACCUGAUGGAAGUGACUCUGGCAGAAGAGAGAGAGCCCAGUUUGUUGCCAGUCAGAUGAUUCUUCCCCCAGCCUCAGGCCUGACUGGCUGCACCGUGCUCAGUUAUUAUCAGCGCCUCCUACAGAGAACUUCUGAGUAUGUAGCGGAGUCUGCUGAUCCCGGCAGACCGUCUGCAGCCCCCCUGCUGCUGAUUUCUGGUCCUUCUCCGAGCAGCACCCUCAGUGACGUCACUCUGUGUCCUUCAGGUCAUCUGUCCCAGGCGCUACUUCGUUUCCAACACCAGAACCAGUCAUUUACUUCCACCCCUCCGUGGCAGCAGUCGCUUGGACUUGUGACGUCCUCAGCAGAGCAGGAGGAACGAUCCAGUCAGGAUGGCGCAGAUCACAGCAGCAGACUGACAGGAUGCAGCCCAAUGCCACUUCCUGUGCAGAGAGUUCACACGCAGAACCACCCAGGCACAGAGGAGAGACCGGCUCCUCUAAAGCUAGAGUCCAGCUUUCACAGCCACCCCUCUUUUACUGGGGAUUCAAACUCCUCUUGUACAGGAAGUGUUGGAAACAGCUUCAGUGUGAAAACCUGCUGCAGUCCAUCACAGCCGAGGUACAAAAGCUGCAGUUUCACUCCGAAGGAGCUUCCCAUCACACAUCAAUCCCAAACUCUUUUAUCAAGCUCAUUUGCUUGGGAUGAUUUGCCUUUCUCUGAAAGUCUGUCCGAAUUUUUGUGCAAACAAGACGAAGAUUUAAAUGUUCUCGGUAAAACGACAAAUUUAAAUUUGCAGCAUGAAAAACAAACAGGGACCUUUGUAGAACUCGCAAACCGGUCAGCUGAACCAGCUUCUGCUUGUCUGAAUGCUGCAGAGAUAAUCUCCACAGACCACCUCCAAGAUGUCACCAAUACGCCAACAGUAGAGGGAGAGGGAAAACAUAUUUUAUCUGAUCGAGACUGGAAGAGCUGUGGUGAAUGCAUGAGCAGACCUGAAGACGGCAUGAUUCCGAGGUAUGAUGAAGGUUUUUUAUCUUUUGAAAAACAAGAAGAGCAAAAUGAAGUGGACGGUUACAACUGUUCAGCCGACUUAUUUGGUGACUCAUUUGUACACCCAACGACAUACACAACUCAGACACACACCGAGAGAUCACCUUCAGAUGCCAGUUUCCGGUUCGCUGAGAUGAAUGUUCAGCACGUAAAGAAUGAAGCCUCGAGUGUGUCAACGCCUGACAAACAGGAACUAAAAAGCAAUCUGUGCGCUAAAAGGGAUUCCAUAGGUCUACAAGAUUUCGACUUUAUUCCUCCUUCUCAGUCCACUCCCAUUGUCAAAGUAGGUGGGAUGACACGAUCGCCUGCAGUCACUUCCUGCAGACGUUUGAAAGAUGAGGCAUCAAAAGAAAAUUUAAGGUGGAGUAUGAGAUCCAGGAGGUGGAAGAACAAAGUCCCUCCAGGAAGGAGAUUCAGGAAGGAUGAAAAAUGUAAAGAAAGACAUCCAGUGGGGCAGCAGGUAGCGCGGCAAAGAGGAGCAAUUAGCUUUGAGUCAUCCAGUCCAACCAGUCAGAAACAUGACUCUGAAGGGAGCAAUGUGACUGUUUGUGAUUAUGACAACGCGGAUGGAGUUGUUCCUCCUACCCCUGCUCAUAAAAUACCCUUGAGUGUCUUAUUCAGAAAAAAAUGGCAGACGGAAAAUGGCCGCAGGGAUUCAAGUUGUAACAUGAGACGAUCUCCGGGAGAUGGAGGAAAUGAUAGCAGAGCUCUCUGGAAUCAGACUCAGGCAGUAUUUCAUGCUAAUGAGACAAAAGGUGAGAGAGAUCUUGAUGGAUCUGAGGAUCACCUCACUGAACCUGAAAACUGGUCAAGGGAUUUAUUUUCAGACUCUUAUCUGAUUUCAUAACUCUGCAAAAACAAACAAAAACAAGAACUUAUGUGCUAAAAAAUGAACAUGGAUCAUCUGCUGUCACUUUUUUUCUCUCUCUUAAUGAGCUUGUUAAAUAUUUAUUUCACUACGACAUGCAUUUUAUUGCAUGCUCUAAAGAUCAGCUCACAUUUUAUAAAAAUGCUUUUAAAAGUCAAUUAAUAACCUACGUCUAAGCAUUUUUUGUUUCUUACACAUUGUAUUUAAAAAUCAAUUGUGUUUUCUUUGUUGCAAUGUGUCGAACAGAUUAGAUUUUUCAGUUCUUUUUGUUUGACCCAUCAUAAUUAUUUUUUAAAUAUCAAUUAAUAAAACUAUUACAUCGUAGUUAUUUUAUAAAUGUCAACUAAUAAUAAUAAUAAGUAUCCAAAAUAUGCAUAUUGGUAGAUGCAUUUGUGAUUAUGUAUUUGCUGCUGAGAGGGAGGACAUAGCAAUUUAGUAGAGGGGUCAAAUACGUAACAAGGAUUCAUUUAACACCGUAGUGCUAAAUGAAUCCUGCCCUUCUUGGCAGCACCAAGACCCGGUGAGCAGACCUGCUGUUCCAGGUUCCUGUGUAUGGGUGUGUGCAUGCGUGUGUGUGUGCGUGUGUGUAUGCGUGUGCAGGGUCAGUUAUGUAGGGACGAGUGAGGACAAUGCCGUGCCAUAGAGCUAAGAUUAGCUGUCACGAUGGCUAUGUUCUGGAUGUCUGGGUAAAACAAAACGGGAGCAAGGCAAAGAUGAUGUUACAUGUGUAAAAGUGGAAACUGGACAGCCAGUCCACAGCUGGAGUCCCGCGCUGGACUGCGUGUGCUGGGGCUGGUAUGUGCUCACUGCUCAGCUGAGUGUGUUUGUUUGCUUUUAUUUGUUAUGGGUCAGGACUAUUAAGAGAUGGAGCAGAAUGGGAUUCUUCAAAUGUAGUCAAUGCUACAGAAAUGUAGCUUUUAUAGUCACAUUUGGCUCUGGCUGAAAUGGUUCUUACCUCUACCCUGGGUAGAGUGCCUUUGUAUUUGUCCAAAAAGCAAAUUUUCUCCAAAGGAUAAAGACUGCAGACUUAGUUGGUCUAAUUUUUUUUUUUUUUGUUGGCAACAGAAAUGUCAUAAAAAUUUCACUCAAACAUUUGGUUCACAUAUGCAAAAUGUGAGUGUAACUAAUCACAUUUGCUCUAGUUUUCAGAAUUUGAAUAAUUAGGACAACUUUGGUCAAUUUGGUCAAUGCUGCAGUGACUUGCAAAAAUAUUUGUGCUGUUUGAACUUUUUCCAGUUUGUCCCAGUACAAUCAGAAACUUUUGAAUACUUUAUUGUGAUGUUAUGUGAUUGAUGGCACAUAGUUGUAAGUAAUUAUGAAAUGGAAGUUUGUUUUGUUUUUUGUUUUUUUUUAAAUAUUUU
Gambusia affinis (western mosquitofish) is the source of this 4541-nucleotide messenger RNA. RefSeq names its product DNA damage-induced apoptosis suppressor (gene ddias). Gene Ontology annotation, biological process: negative regulation of intrinsic apoptotic signaling pathway in response to DNA damage. NCBI's taxonomy places the organism in Eukaryota, Metazoa, Chordata, Actinopteri, Cyprinodontiformes, Poeciliidae. Gene Ontology annotation, cellular component: nucleus; cytoplasm. The record is from RefSeq and is a predicted model, not a curated record. Bases 853 to 3159 code for a protein of 768 amino acids. The transcript is spliced from 5 exons.